Messenger RNA from Castor canadensis (American beaver), 578 nucleotides. RefSeq names its product epithelial mitogen (gene Epgn). Lineage: Eukaryota; Metazoa; Chordata; Mammalia; Rodentia; Castoridae. Gene Ontology annotation, biological process: positive regulation of cell population proliferation; epidermal growth factor receptor signaling pathway; positive regulation of mitotic nuclear division. Gene Ontology annotation, molecular function: epidermal growth factor receptor binding; growth factor activity. The record is from RefSeq and is a predicted model, not a curated record.
AAAAACCCUCCACCCUUCAGUCUAGGAGGACAAGAGAAAGAAAGUGUAGCAACUACGGGAUAUGGCUUUGGGAGUUCCUAUAUCAGUCUGUCUUUUAUUCAAAGCAAUGACCACAUUGGCUGAAGAGGUGGCUGUGACCUUAAUGCCUACACACACAACCCAGCAAACUAACUGGACAGUUAACAAAACUGAAGCUGACUACAUAGAAGGACCCAUAGCCUUGAAGUUCUCACACCCUUGUCUGGAAGAUCAUAAUAGUUACUGCAUCAAUGGUGUAUGUGCAUUCAACCAUGAGCUAAAGAAAGCCAUCUGCAGAUGUUUUACUGGUUAUACUGGAGAAAGGUGUGAGCACUUGACCUUAACUUCAUAUGCUGUGGAUUCUUACGAAAAAUACAUUGCAAUUGGGAUUGGCGUUGGAUUACUAUUAAGUGGUUUUCUUGCUAUGUUUUACUGCUACAUAAGAAAGAGGUGUCUGAAAUUGAAAUCACCUUACAACAUCUGUUCUGGAGGGAGACCACUGUGAGGCUUUAUGUGGCAUUUUCAUCGAAUCAUUUGGAAAAAUCAGUGGGACCCAAAUU